AUGUACCGGGACCCGGAGGCGGCCAGCCCAGGGGCGCCCACCCGCGAUGUCCUGCUGGUCUCUGCCAUCAUCACCGUCAGCCUUAGCGUCACUGUCGUCCUCUGCGGCCUCUGCCACUGGUGUCAGCGCAAACUGGGCAAACGCUACAAGAAUUCCUUGGAGACGGUGGGCACGCCAGACUCAGGGCGUGGGCGCAGUGAGAAGAAAGCCAUCAAGUUGCCUACCGGAGGGAAGGCAGUGAACACAGCCCCAGUGCCGGGCCAGACGCCCCACGAUGAGUCUGACCGCCGGACCGAGCCUCACUCCUCCGUCUCAGAUCUCGCCAACUCCCUCACCAGUGAGAUGCUCAUGCUCUCCCCAGGCUCUGAGGAGGACGAGGUCCACGAGGGCUGCAGCCGAGAGAACCUGGGCCGGAUCCAGUUCAGUGUCGGCUACAACUUCCAGGAGUCCACGCUCACCGUGAAGAUCAUGAAGGCCCAGGAGCUGCCGGCCAAGGACUUCAGCGGCACCAGCGACCCCUUCGUCAAGAUCUACCUGCUGCCAGACAAGAAGCACAAGCUAGAGACCAAGGUGAAGCGGAAGAACCUGAACCCCCACUGGAACGAGACCUUCCUCUUUGAAGGUUUCCCCUACGAGAAGGUGGUGCAGAGGGUCCUCUACCUCCAGGUCCUGGACUACGACCGCUUCAGCCGCAAUGACCCCAUCGGGGAGGUGUCCAUCCCCCUCAACAAGGUGGACCUGACCCAGAUGCAGACCUUCUGGAAGGAUCUGAAGCCAUGCAGCGAUGGGAGUGGAAGCCGAGGGGAGCUGCUCCUGUCUCUCUGCUACAACCCCUCUGCCAACUCCAUCAUCGUGAACAUCAUCAAAGCCCGGAACCUCAAAGCCAUGGACAUCGGGGGCACGUCAGACCCUUACGUGAAGGUGUGGCUCAUGUACAAGGACAAGCGGGUGGAGAAAAGGAAGACGGCGACAAUGAAGAGGAACCUGAACCCCACCUUCAACGAGUCCUUCGCCUUCGACGUUCCUACGGAGAAGCUGAGGGAGACAACCAUCAUCAUCACCGUCAUGGACAAGGACAAGCUCAGCCGCAACGACGUCAUUGGCAAGAUCUACCUGUCCUGGAAGAGCGGGCCCGGGGAGGUGAAACACUGGAAAGACAUGAUCGCGCGUCCCCGGCAGCCCGUGGCCCAGUGGCACCAGCUGAAGGCCUGAAUGCGGCCACGGGAGGCCCAGGGGGCCGAGGGCCUGCGUCCCCAUCAUGCCCUCACCACUUUAUGCACAAUGCCUGGCCUGGCCCCCCUGCCAUGGGUGAGGGAAGGAUCCUGAGGGCUGGGCCAGGGAGGGGGUCCCAGGAAUCCAGCCCCAUUUCUCGGGAGAACCAGCCCCAUUCCCCACCGGUCCAGCUCUGGUGGAGGGGCUCUGGGAGCCAUUUUCCUGCUUUGCCCCUUUCCUUCCUGACUUUGCCCAUACUAAAGAAGGGGGGGGGGCGGAGCACGAGAGCCAGGCGGGCAGACGAGCAGAUCCCUCCAGAGGCCCGCCAGGUGGGCACGGUCCCCCGUUUUCUUUAAGGCAGUGCCUGGAGUGGAGAAAGGCCGCCCCCUCCCCAGGCCGCAACGUGGGCCCAGGAGAGGGGAGGUCGAGGCGUUUGGCCCUGGCCCGACCAAGAGAGGCGUGUUCCAGGGCAGUUUCAGGUGCCGGCUGGGCCCUGAUUACCGAGGAUAGUAUAUAGCCCGCUCCGGGGUCCUGGAGCUGCAGCCCUGUGUACUUGUGUUGUGUCCACCGUGUGU
Molecule: messenger RNA, 1787 nt
Organism: Lipotes vexillifer (Yangtze River dolphin)
Lineage: Eukaryota; Metazoa; Chordata; Mammalia; Artiodactyla; Lipotidae
Gene: SYT7
Product: synaptotagmin 7
Exons: 9
Coding region: 1-1212 (403 amino acids)
Biological process (GO): vesicle fusion; calcium ion-regulated exocytosis of neurotransmitter
Cellular component (GO): plasma membrane; synaptic vesicle; synapse
Molecular function (GO): calcium ion binding; calcium-dependent phospholipid binding; phosphatidylserine binding
Source: RefSeq, a predicted model, not a curated record